Messenger RNA from Schistocerca cancellata (South American locust), 3261 nucleotides. RefSeq names its product cell surface glycoprotein 1-like. Bases 1 to 3261 code for a protein of 1086 amino acids. The record is from RefSeq and is a predicted model, not a curated record. NCBI's taxonomy places the organism in Eukaryota, Metazoa, Arthropoda, Insecta, Orthoptera, Acrididae. The transcript has a single exon. Gene Ontology annotation, molecular function: protein binding.
AUGUCGGAAGAGCCCACUCCUGCAUCAAAGAACAUUUCAUCUGGACUGCCGCUCGGAAGCCCCCAUCCAGAUGCAGCACUCGCUCCACAGUCGGGAGUGCCCACGUCUGCACCAAAAGAAGUUACAACUGGGCUACAACUUGGAAGCUCCCACCCAGAUGUGGCAGUCACUUCACAGUUGGGAGAGCCCACUCCUGCAUCAAAAAAAGUUGCAACGGGGCAGCUUCUCAGAAGCUCACAUCUGGAUGCAGCAAUCGCCCUGCAGCUGGGAGAGCCCAUUCCUGCAUCAAAAGAAGUUACAACUGGGCUGCCACAAGGAACUUCCCAACCAGAUGUGGCAGUCACUCCACAUUUGAGAGAGCCUACUGCUGCAUCAAAAGAAGUUACAACUGGGCUGCCACAAGGAACUUCCCAACCAGAUGUGGCAGUCACUCCACAGUUGGGAGAGCCCACUCCUGCAUCAAGAAAAGUUGCAACUGGGCUGCCACAAGGAACUUCCCAACCAGAUGUGGCAGUCACUCCACAGUUGGGAGAGCCCACUCCUGCAUCAAGGGAAGUUGCAACUGGGCUGCCACUAGGAACUUCCCAUCCAGAUGUGGCAGUCACUCCACAGUUGGGGGAGCCCACUCCUGCAUCAAGAGAAGUUGCAGCUGGGCUGCCACUAGGAACUUCCCAUCCAGAUGUGGCAGUCACUCCACAGUUGGGAGAGCCCACUCCUUCAUCAGUAGAAGUUAUAACUGGGCUGCCACAAGGAACUUCCCAUCCAGAUGUGGCAGUCACUCCACAGUUGAGAGAGCCCACUCCUUCAUCAGAAGAAGUUAUAACUGGGCUGCCACAAGGAACUUCCCAUCCAGAUGUGGCAGUCACUCCACAGUUGGGAGAGCCCACUCCUGCAUCAAGAGAAGUUGCAACUGGGCUGCCACUAGGAACUUCCCAUCCAGAUGUGGCAGUCACUCCACAGUUGGGGGAGCCCACUCCUGCAUCAAGAGAAGUUGCAGCUGGGCUGCCACUAGGAACUUCCCAUCCAGAUGUGGCAGUCACUCCACAGUUGGAAGAGCCCACUCCUGCAUCAAGAGAAGUUGCAACUGGGCUGCCACAAGGAACUUCCCAUCCAGAUGUGGCAGUCACUCCACAGUUGGGAGAGCCCACUCCUUCAUCAGAAGAAGUUAUAACUGGGCUGCCACAAGGAACUUCCCAUCCAGAUGUGGCAGUCACUCCACAGUCAGGAGAGCCCACUCCUGCAUCAGGAGAAGUUGCAACUGGGCUGCCACUAGAAACUUCCCUUCCAGAUGUGGCAGUCACUCCACAGUUGGGAGAGCCCACUCUUACAUCAAGAGAUGUGGCAGUCACUCCACAGUUGGGAGAGCCAACUCCUGCAUCAGAAGAAAUUAAAACUGGGCUGUCACUAGGAACUUCCCAUCCAGAUGUGGUAGUCACUCCACAUUCGGGAGAGCCCACACCUGCAUCAAAAGAAGUUACAACUAGGCUGCCACAAGGAACUUCCCAACCAGAUGUGGCAGUCACUCCACAGUCAGGAGAACCCACUCUUGCAUCAAAAGAAGUUGCAACUGGGCUGCCACAGGGAACUUCCCAACCAGAUGUGGCAGUCACUCCACAGUUGGGAGAGCCCACUUCUGCAUCAAAAGAAGUUACAACUGGGCUACCACUAGGAACUUCCCAUCCAGAUGCGGCAGUCACUCCACAGUUGGGAGAGCCCACUCCUGCAUCAAAAGAAGUUACAACUGGGCUGCCACUAGGAACUUCCCAUCCAGAUGCGGCAGUCACUCCACAGUUGGGAGAGCCCACUCCUGCAUCAAAAGAAGUUACAACUGGGCUGCCACAAGGAACUUCCCGACCAGAUGUGGCAGUCACUCCACAGUUGGGAGAGCCCACUCUUGUAUCAAAUGAAGUUACAACUGGGCUGCCACUAGGAACUUCCCAUCCAGAUGCGGCAGUCACUUCACAGUUGGGAGAGCCCACUCCUGCAUCAAAAGAAGUUAAAACUGGGCUGGCACUUGGAACUUCCCAUCCACAUGUGGUAGUCACUCCACAGUUGGGAGAGCGUGCUCCUGCAUCAAAAGAAGUUAAAACUGGGCUGGCACUUGGAACUUCCCAUCCAGAUGUGGCAGUCACUCCACAGUUGCGAGAGCGUGCUCCUGCAUCAAAAGAAGUUAAAACUGGGCUGGCACUUGGAACUUCCCAUCCAGAUGUGGCAGUCACUCCACAGUUGGGAGAGCCCGCUCCUGCAUCAAAAGAAGUUAAAACUGGGCUGUCACUAGGAACUUCCCAUCCAGAUGUGGUAGUCACUCGACAGUUGGGAGAGCCCACUCCUGCAUCAAAAGAAGUUACAACUGGGCUGCCGCUCGCUAGUUCCCAUCCUGAUGUGUCACUCAGUCUACAGUCGGGAGAGCCCACACCUGCAUCAAAAGAAGUUGCAACUGUGUUGCCACAUGGAAGCUCCCAUCCGGUUGUGGCAGUCGCUCCACAAUUGGGAAAGCCCACUCCUGCAUCAAAAGAAGUCACAAUUGGACUGCCACUCAGAAACUCCCAUCCAGAUGUGGCACUCAAUACACAGUCAGGAGAGCCAAAGCCUGUGCCAAAAGAAGUUAUGACUGAGCUGCCACUUGGAAUCUCCCAUCCAGAUGCGGCAGCUACUCCGCAGUUGGGAGAUCCCACUCCUGUAUCAAGAGAAGUUACAACUGGGCUGCCACUAGGAACUUCCCAUCCAGAUGUGGCAGUCACUCCACAGUCGGGACAGCUCACUAUUGUGUCAAAAGAAGUUGCAACCGGGCUGGCAAUUGGAAGAUCCCAUCCGAAUGCGACAGUCAUUCCAUUUCCUGGACAGCCUCCUCCUGUGUCAAAAGAAGUUGCAACUGGGCUGCCACUGGAUGUGGCAGUCGCUUCUCAGUCAGGAGAAGUCACUCCUACAUCAAAAAAGGUUGCAAGUGGUCUGCCACUCAGAACCCCACAUCCUGAUGUGACACUCAAUCCCCAGUCAUCAGAUCCCACACCUGCACCGAAAAGACUUGCAACAGGUCUGCGGCUCAGUCGCCCCCACCAGGGUGCGGCACGUGGUCCGCAGUGUUCUGCAAACAACUCCACACCGUCCGUCGGUAUCCUGCCUGAUGACGUGAUGUUGAUGAUAUUCUCCUACUUCAGCCUUCCCGAGAUCGCUGGUAUCUUGCAGAACGUUUGCACUCGCUGGAGGAUCCUGUCCCAGCACCCGUGCUUGUGGACGCACAAGGAGUAUGUGCCCAGGUAG